AUGGCCACGAAUAAUGCAGCUGCGGAGGCUGAGAUGCGGCGCUCGAUGGUGGCUGGAGGAAUUAUCGCCGCCCAGGGGGAAAGCAUUCGACAGCAGGAAGCCAUUCGGCAACUCGCCGCGGAUAAUGAGAAGCUCAAGAAGGAGAUAGCGUCCGUGACAGGCGUGCCGUAUGACUUCGUCAAGGCCGACAAGUAUGCGACGCUUAAGGGUGAAGUGGAUGCGCUGGAGCGGCGAUAUCAAUUUGAAAAGAUGAAGAGGAACGAACUGACGCGGAAAUAUCAAAUGGCCCGUAUCGAUCUCCUGCAGAGCCGCCGACUAAAGGGUGGUGUGAACGCUGAAAAGGAGAACGCCGAAGCUGUACAGCGGCAGGUAGAGCUCCUAGAAAACCGUCUGGAUCAGGCGCUGACGAAAUUCAAUGAUUCUAUCUCAUACAACAAAGAGCUACGUGACAACAUCGAUAUAAUCAGAGAGGAGCGCCGCGUCUUUCAGCGUGUGUACAAGAAAAUGGAAGACGACCUUAGGGCCAAGAAGAAACUCAUGUCGGAGCGCAUUGAGCAGUCGAACAAAGACCUCGACGAGCGCGACACAUAUCUGCGGCACGUGGAGCAGCUGCAGAAAGCAAUCGAAGAGCAGAAGCAGCAAUACGCUUCGGAUGUGCGGGAGAUGGACAUGGCCAUGGUGGAGAUCAGGGAAAUGCGGGAGGAGCAGCAGCGGUUGCAGCUCGAGUUGGAAGCAAAUGAAUACGAGUUCGGAAACGACGCUGACAGCUUCGCUCUCACCAACGCCACGGCAACCGGCGGUGACGCAGGCAUCAAACGACGCGGCCCACUUGAAGAUGGAAACGAGUCUCCCCAAGAUGACGCCCCCGAACACAGCGGUAAUGAGUCUGUCACGGAGGCAGAACCGAACCUUGACGACGUUCUGAUGCAGCUUUCGGAGUUUUCGGAGGAUGAUCUAAACACAGUGGCAAAACGCUAUGAGGCUCUCGGAGAUGCCAACUUCUCACUGUACAAGUAUGUCAACGAACUCACUACCAACAGGGAGGAGAUGCAGCGCGAUAUUCACACGCUGAAGGCUGUCAUUGCGGCAGAGCACGAAAACGAAGAGCGGCAGAGGCGCCUUAUCAAGAAGCUCGAGGACCAGCUCGCAGAGACGGAGGGGCUGUUAGAGCAGCUUCUUACAUCCGCAGAGCAGCACCGGGGAGUCCUUUCGAGUGUGCGCACUGUGACGGAAGAAGUUUUCAACGAGAUCGGAUGCUCGAAAGAGGAGGCUAAGACAUUGCUCGGCGGCACCGAUCAGUGCACCGAGUCGAACCUCCUGCAUUUUCUCGGCCUGAUUGAGGAGCGCGCCAUGACGAUUAUGUGCGCGUAUCAGCGCCACCACCGUAAGGAGCUCAUGCGGACAGAGUUAGUGGCGCAUCAAAAUGACAAAGUUGCCUUCAUCGAGAAGGAAGACGCCGCCCCCAUUGCUCCCGCAAGCGUCAACACCGCACCGGAUAACAACACCACUGCCAACAGCAAUGACGUCAACGCCGAGGAGGAGGAGGACAACGCCUUGACGCUGACGGCCGAGUCGCAGAAGGAGGAGGCGGUGAAAGAGGACGCCUCCCCCGAUGUCGCUGCGCUCGCUGCCACCACCACACCGGCGGAGGAGCCGGAAGAGUUGGCGGAGGUGGACGAAGUGCCGCCGUACAUUCCGGUGAUGCACAUGGCCGGGCGGCAGAACAUCAGCGCUGCGCGGCUUGUGCGCCAGGCGUGCCUGCCGAGCGCCCACCUCGGCGGCGACGAGGGCGUUGAGGUGGUGGAGGAGUGGGACGGCGAUCCGGUGGUGUCGCACGAUGAGAUACGGCAACAGAUGGAGCAGCGGCUGUUGUCGAAGCGGGAGCGCGAGGAGCGCGCACAUCGCAGGAAGCGGGAGCUGAAGGAGCAGCUCAACAGCCAGCUCGCGGCCCCGCGAAGAAAGUGA
This is a messenger RNA of Trypanosoma grayi, 1965 nucleotides long. Its product is annotated as putative outer dynein arm docking complex. The record is from RefSeq and is a predicted model, not a curated record. The coding region runs from base 1 to 1965 and encodes 654 amino acids. The transcript has a single exon. Lineage: Eukaryota; Euglenozoa; Kinetoplastea; Trypanosomatida; Trypanosomatidae.